AUGAUCCCUGCCUGGAUGUGGCUGCUCUACCUCUCUGUUCCCCAGGUUUUCCCUGAGGCCCAGUCUGCAGAGCUGUGUGUAGAAGUUCCAGAAAACUACGGUGGAAAUUUCCCUUUGUACCUAACCAAGCUACCCCUACCCCAUGAGAAAGCUGAAGGCCAGACUGUACUGUCAGGAGGCCCAGGCAAGGCAGCUGAAGACCCCUUUGCUGUGGAUCCAGAUUCUGGCUUUCUGAUGGCUACCAGGGCCCUAGACUGAGAGGAAAAGGCAGAGUACCAACUACAGGUUACCAUGGAGUCUGAGGAUGGACGUGUCCUGUGGGGUCCACAGCCUGUGAUAGUGCGUGUGAAAGAUGAGAAUGACCAGUUCUCUCAGACCAUCUACAGAGCUCAACUGAGCCAGGGCACUAGGCCUGGCAUUCCCUUCCUCUUCUUUGAGGCUUCGGAUGGGGAUGCUCCAGGCACCGCUAACUCAGACCUUCGAUUUCACAUUCUGAGCCAGUCCCCAGCCCAACCUUUGCCAGAUAUGUUCCAGCUGGAGCCUCAACUAGGGGCUCUGUCCCUCAGUCCCAAAGGAAGCACUAGCCUAGACCAUGCCCUGAGAGGGCCUUACCAGCUGUUGGUACAGGUCAAGGACAUGGGUGACCAAGCCUCAGGCCACCAGGCCACAGCCACUGUAAAGAUCUCCAUAGUAGAGAAAACCUGGAUACCCCUAGAGCCUGUUCACCUGGCAGAAAAUCUCAGAGUCACUUACCCACACUACAUUGCCCAGGUACACUGGAGUGGAGGGGAUGUACACUAUCACCUGGAGAGCCAACCCCCAGGCCCCUUCAAUGUGAGUGCAGAGGGGAGGCUCUAUGUUACCAUGGAUCUGGAUCGAGAGGCCCAGGCUGAGUACCUGCUCCAAGUUCGAGCUGAGAAUUCCCAUGGUGAAGACUACACAGAACCUCUGAAGUUGCAGGUGGUGGUGAUGGAUGAGAAUGACAAUGCUCCUGUCUGCACCCCACAUGGUCCAUCAAUCAGCAUCCCUGAACUCAGCCGCCCAGGUACUGAAGUGACUAGGCUGUCAGCAGAAGAUGCAGAUGCCCCUGGAUCACCAAAUUCCCAUGUUGUGUAUCGGUUGCUGAGCCCUGAGCCUGCGGAGGGGUCUGAAGGGAAAGCCUUUGAGCUAGACUCUACCUCAAGCAGUGUAACUCUGGGGACUGCCCCACUCCAAGCUGGCCAGGACGUCUUGCUUCAGGUCCUAGCUGUUGACUUAGGAGGAGCAGAGGGUGGCCUCAGCAGCACAUGUGAGGUGGCAGUCAUGAUCACCGACGUCAACAACCAUGCUCCUGAAUUCAUCAUUUCCCAGAUUGGGCCUGUGACUCUUCCUGAGGAUGCGAAGCCUGGAACUGUGGUGACCACACUCAUGGCCACAGAUGCCGAUCUUGAGCCUGCCUUCCGCCUCAUGAACUUUGCCAUUGAAGAAGGAGACCCGGAAGGGAUAUUUGAUCUGAUCUGGGAGCCAGACUCUGGUUACGUCCAGCUCAAACUCCACAAGAACCUCGACUAUGAGACAGCUCCUCAUCACAAGGUGGUAGUGGUGGUACAGAAUGUGGAGAAACUUGUGGGCCCAGGCCCAGGCCCUGAAGCCACAGCCACUGUGACUAUACUGGUGGAGAGGGUGAUGCCACCUCUCAAGUUAGACCAGGAGAGCUAUGAGACCAGUGUUCCAGUCAGCACCCCAGCUGGCUCCCUCCUGCUGACCAUCCAGCCCUCAGAAUCCAUGAACAGAACUAUCAGGUUCUCCCUAGUCAAUGACUCAGAGGGCUGGCUCUGCAUCAAGGAGGUCUCCGGGGAGGUGCACACAGCCCAGUCCCUGCGGGGUGCCCGGCCUGGGGACACGUACACAGUGCUUGUGGAGGCCAAAGACACAGAUGAACCAGGACUGAGCACUUCUGCCACCAUCGUACUUCACUUCCUGAAGGCCCCUCCCAUCCCAGCACUGAGUUUGGCUCCUGGGCCCAACCGACACCUCUGCACACCCCGCCAGGACUAUGGUGUGGUUGUCAGUGGAGUCAGUGAAGACCCUGACCUGGCCAAUGAGCAUCAUCCCUACAGCUUUACCCUUGGUCCCAACCCCACCAUGCAGUGGGACUGGCACCUCCAGCCUUUCAAUGAUUCCCAUGCCUACCUCACCUUGGCCCUGCACUGGGUAGAGCCAGGUGAAUACAUGGUCCCUGUGAUUAUCUACCAUGAUGCCCAGAUGUGGCAACUCCUGGUUCCAGUGAUUGUGUGUCGCUGCAAUGUGGAAGGACAGUGUAUGCGCAAGGUGGGCCACAUGGAGGGCAUGCCCACGAAGCUGUCAGCAGUGGGUGUCGUCUUGGGCACCCUUGCAGCAAUAGGCUUCAUCCUUAUUCUCGUCUUCACCCACCUGGCCCUGGCGAGGAAGAAGGACCUGGAUCAGCCAGCAGACAGUGUGCCCCUGAAGGCAACAGCGUGAGUGAUCCAGACAUUCCCCAGCUGGGAGGUUGGCCCCAGCCCCAUAUGAACUCACUAAGAAAGAACCUAGUGUCAAGAUCCACUGGGGACCAGGACAGAGUAAAAGCCCUUCACUUUUCUGAAGUGGAGGCACUGUCACCAGACAUGACCCAGAGUCUGAACACUGGGAUAGCUGUGAGAAUAUUCCAAAUGGCAGCUUUUUGUCUAAUAAUAAAGGCUCAGAGAGCCUGGCUGGGUCCUAAA
Molecule: messenger RNA, 2723 nt
Organism: Nannospalax galili (Upper Galilee mountains blind mole rat)
Lineage: Eukaryota; Metazoa; Chordata; Mammalia; Rodentia; Spalacidae
Product: cadherin-16-like
Biological process (GO): adherens junction organization; cell morphogenesis; homophilic cell-cell adhesion
Cellular component (GO): membrane; adherens junction; catenin complex
Molecular function (GO): calcium ion binding; cadherin binding
Source: RefSeq, a predicted model, not a curated record